GUGGGAUGGGUACGCGUCGAUAGUGUGUCUCGCCUCGAGCCCCGCUUUCCGAAUCACGGCCACGAACGACCACGAAAUCAUCGCGAUUUUUUCUUUCGUUCGUCGAUCCAUCCCCGUAAAACGUUUCGCCAUCGCUUCGCCAACUUCCUUUCAGCGAUCCUCGCGCGAUAUCGAGCGGCCAAACCCUUCGACCGAAAACCUAACCUCGCAUUCGUCCGCCGUCCCGUCCCGUCCCGUCUCGUUUCGUUUCGUUUCGUUUCGCUGUGGCGUUGGCAUACGUUUCAUUUCCAAGUCGAACGCGGUCGAAACACGGUCGACGAUUAUUCGACGGUCGUCCGAAUGAUAGAAGGCGAGUAACGGCCGAUUUUACGCCUCGUUGUUUACUCGUCAGGGAUCGGACACAAAGGAAUCACGGCGCUCGAUGAUCGUGCGAUCGGUCGUGGCGGUCGCGUCGAGGCGACGGUGCACGGUGCGCGGAAAAGUAUGGUCACGACGUGUACUGUCUCGAACGACCUUGGCCGAUCGAAGAACGUGGAAGAAAACAACACGCGAAAAACAAAAAAGAAAGGACGAAACUUGUCCUCGUUCCUCGAUUGCCUUCGCCGACGACCUGGCUUCGUCCUUUUGUUGCUGCCCGCCGCUCUCCUGGCCAGCCUCUACGCGGUCUCUUCCGAAGAGGAUUACGAUUUCGAUCCACGAUAUUUCUAUAACAACAACGACGAUGAUGAUGACAACGAUGAGGACGACGAAGCGAGGCUCGACUCCAAGGCGACGUUGGACGGGUAUUUAGUAUGGAAUCCGAGAUGUCAGAUGCCGUCCAAGAAACCUUUCGAUCCAUCCAUCCUUCCUUACGUGAAGAGAGAAAAGUUCGAAAGAUGUUCGUCCACGCCACCGUUGACUAGAAUCACCCGUCGGGAGAACGGCACUAUCGUCCUUUCCUUGGAUCCCGCAGCGAACUCUUCCCGUCUCAAGUGCUGCUGGUCGGCCGUGUUCAGAGGCGAGAAACAACCGAAGAAACCCAGCAAGAAUAACAACGUCGAUACCUCGAUCGUAGUGAAACAAUGCGAGAAUUUCGAGGGGGAAACGAGAUUGGAGGAGGAAGGGGCGGAAGCCGCGUUGGUGAGUUGCAACCUGGUCGAGUCGACGAACGGAACGGAAAAGAAGAAAUCGAGACCGAUCUACGAAAACGUUCACGCGAUCCUCGACGCGAGUAAAGUGGCCGAUCGAUCGUCGAGAAAUGAUACGCAAUUACUUUCCAUCUCGAAGAAAUUGAGCGUUCUCAUGUUAGGGAUCGACAGCGUGAGCCGUUUGAACUUUAUACGAAGCGCGCCCACCACCGAGAGAUACCUCCUCGAGACCGGAUGGAUUCGACUCGACGGUUACAACAAAAUGGGCGACAACACGUUCCCAAAUCUGAUGGCGAUCCUCACAGGGCAGAAUCAGCAACAGGCGUACACGAUCUGCAAACCUACCGUCCCCACCAUGCUCGAUCGUUGUCCUUUCCUCUGGCGAAAUUUCCGGGACGCGGGAUACGCGACCGGUUACGGGGAGGACGAGACAUCUCUCAACACGUUCAAUUAUCUCAAGAUGGGAUUCUUUCGGCCACCGACCGAUUAUUACCUUCGACCGUACAUGCUCGCUUGCGAGAAAUUGCUCAAAGUGAAGAAGAGAUUCGGAUUGAAGUAUUGCACCGGGCCCGAAACGAGCUUCGACAGAAUCUUGGAUUACGCGAUCGAGUUCGCCAGCUCGUUUCCUCUCGAUCUACCGUACUUCGGCUUUUUCUGGACGAUCAGCGUGAGCCACGAAAACGCGAACGGAUUCUCGUCGAUGGAUGAUCGAUUGCUCGACAAGUUGAAACGAAUGGAGAGGGAGGGGGUGUUGAACGAGGCGAUGAUCGUGUUGCUGAGCGAUCACGGGAUGCGAUGGGGACCGAUCAGAGACACGUUCGUCGGUUGGUACGAGGAGCGACUACCGUUCCUUUACGUUUGGCUGCCGAAAUGGUUCCGGGACGAGAGGCCGGGGGCGUAUCGAUCGCUACGCGCCAACCGGAAUCGGCUUACCUCCCCCUUCGACCUGUACGAGACGUUGAGGGAGGUGUUGAGUUUGUCGGGUGGGAGGGCGAAUCCGGCCUCCGGUUGCCCAAAGUGUCGAAGCCUCCUCUCAGGUCCCGUACCCCGAAUCAGAGGUUGUUCCGACGCUGGCAUCUCCUCCCAUUGGUGCGCGUGUACCACGUUCCAACCGGCCGAUCCCCGCGAUCCCCUCGUCCGUAGAGGAUUGCGAACGUUUCUCGAGCAUGUGGACAACGUGUUGGACCGGUAUCGGGACAAGAGGGGCAGACGAGUGUGCGCGAGACUCGGUUUGAAGAAGUUGCAUAGAGUGGAUCAGGUGAUCAAUUUUGAACGAAAUCGCGAUAGCAACGGUAGCCGCGUCUAUUUCUAUCUGAUACAGGUGAGCCCGGGCGACGGAAAGUUCGAGUUCACCGUUCGAUACCACGGCGAGAACGGUACGUACACCGUGUCCGAUCACGACGUGAGCAGACUCAAUUCUUACGCCUCGGCCGCCGAAUGCCUGAAUCGUGGGAUAAAACAAUAUUGUCACUGUCUCAAGAUAAAACGAUGA
Messenger RNA from Apis laboriosa (Himalayan honeybee), 2619 nucleotides. RefSeq lists its product as uncharacterized. NCBI's taxonomy places the organism in Eukaryota, Metazoa, Arthropoda, Insecta, Hymenoptera, Apidae. The transcript is spliced from 4 exons. The record is from RefSeq and is a predicted model, not a curated record. Bases 484 to 2619 code for a protein of 711 amino acids.